Messenger RNA from Alnus glutinosa, 1161 nucleotides. Its product is annotated as F-box protein CPR1-like. The record is from RefSeq and is a predicted model, not a curated record. Bases 1 to 1161 code for a protein of 386 amino acids. Gene Ontology annotation, molecular function: protein binding. Lineage: Eukaryota; Viridiplantae; Streptophyta; Magnoliopsida; Fagales; Betulaceae. The transcript has a single exon.
AUGAAGGGUCAUAUAUACCAAAAGAAGAACAAGGAAUUCGCUCAACAAAAGAGGACGACUCUCCCGCUAGAGCUCAUCAUCGAGAUACUUUCCCUACUACCCGUCAAGUCUCUGGUUCGUUUUUUGUACGUUUCGAAGUCAUGGUUCGCCCUCAUAAUCAACGACUCAUAUUUCAUCAAGUUGCAUCUCAAUCGCUCUAGAGAACGCACCCUCAUUUUAGUGGCCGACAAGCCACGUUAUUUUCACUUGGUCAACUUUUCCAUCGAUGAUCGGUUCGGCGAGGCCAUGAAGAUCAAACAGCCACUGCACCACUUAAAAUCCACGGAGAUUGUAGACUCUUGCAAUGGCCUGGUUUGCAUCAGAAACUAUGAUGUUGGCGUCGAUGAGUUUGUGAUAUGGAACCCAUUAAUCAGAAAAUACAAGAAAUUACCCUCUAUGCCUAGAGAAAAGGCUGAAAAGCUUAGUUCUGAUUACUUAGCAUUUGGAUACGACUGGGUCAACGACGACUACAAGGUUUUAAGGUUUUUGAACUUCCAUCAACAGGCUAGGCUUGAGUGUGUAGGGGAUGGAAGAAGAGUUUAUUCUCUUGACAUAUACAGUCUGAGAGAAAACUCUUGGAGAAUAGUGGAAGAAGAAUGGCCUAUUGAGGAACCGUAUUCUUUAUCGGGCCCGGCCAUUUUCUCUAACGGUGCUUUCCAUUGGGUGGCUACUCAUCGGACAACGGACUUAAAAAAGGAGCAUGUCGCAUUUGAUCUCAGCACUGAAAAAUUUCGAGUGCAUGCAUUUCCCGUUAAUUCUUUUAUCAGAGGACGUGUCUAUUUGGUGGACUUGGGAGGAUGGCUCUGUGCAGUUUUUCUGGAUAUAUGUGAAGUUUGGAUGAUGAAGGAGUACGGGGUAAGCAGUAGUUGGACACUGCUUUAUUGGGUGCAACCAGCUUUUUCCAACUUGCCACCCUUAGUGUUCUCGCAUGAAGGCAAAGAGGUUCUUACGGCAGAACUUGUAGAUAAUAAAUGCGUGGAACUCUAUUGGUAUGACAUAAAAAACAAGACACGCAGGAUUGUUGAGAUUCAGAAUAUGCCCAACGGUCUCUUUCUACCAUACACUUGUGUGGGAAGCACAGUCCUUCUUCUCGAUGCUACUAGCGACAAUUAUCUUCAAUAA